Danaus plexippus (monarch butterfly) is the source of this 2363-nucleotide messenger RNA. Its product is annotated as wee1-like protein kinase. Bases 119 to 1765 code for a protein of 548 amino acids. Gene Ontology annotation, molecular function: ATP binding; magnesium ion binding; non-membrane spanning protein tyrosine kinase activity. Gene Ontology annotation, biological process: protein phosphorylation; mitotic cell cycle. The record is from RefSeq and is a predicted model, not a curated record. Gene Ontology annotation, cellular component: nucleus. The transcript has 11 exons. NCBI's taxonomy places the organism in Eukaryota, Metazoa, Arthropoda, Insecta, Lepidoptera, Nymphalidae.
UCUAUGCGUCAUCCGCCAUAACGUUGGAAUUUGUGAAAGUGAGCUUUGUCAGCUUUGUUAAAAUAAAUCGAAGUAUUUAUUAUUUUGUUUCUGUGAAUAUUUUAAUGUGUAAUUAAACAUGAGUGAGUGGUACAGGAUGAAAAACGGCUUCAAUAGCAAACUUAACUCUUCCGAAAUAUCGGUGGAGACUUCGUGUGAUAUAUCAGACUCUUUCAACAUAUUUUCUGAUAAUUUGAGCCCCAUACCGGCUGCAAUAGUGCCAAGGAAGUUGGAUUUUAGUUCUGUGGACGAUGAUGAGUGUAUUCGGAACACAUCACCGACUACAGCCUCCCUCAGUCCACCAUAUAAGAGAGUCAGGGCAUUAAAAUUGUUCGACAGUCCGCACACACCCAAAACCCUCCUGGAGAAGUGUUCUACGCCCUCACAUCACACUUCCAGGAUCAGACUGUUCCCACCCAAAGUUACUGCACCUAACGGUAUGUCGGGCUCCAGCCAUCACCUCCACCCGCCGUCGGACGAGGACUCCGCCCUCGGGAGUCUGCCCCCCGACGACGACGACUGUCGCAGGAGGAGACCCCUCGCCAACAUUAACCCCUUCACGCCUGACGGUCAAGCGCUGAAUAAGAAGAAGAGGGCGCUGUCCAAGACACCCACGCUGGGGGAGAGCACGCCCGAGAAGCCCGCCAAGAGACUAAGGGAGUCCAACAUCUCCCGGUACAACGUGGAGUUCAUGGAGCUGGGAGUGAUCGGCUCGGGACAGUUCGGGCGGGUGGCGCGCGCUCUCAACAGGCUGGACGGCUGUGUGUACGCGCUCAAGAGGAGUCUCCGCCCCGUUGCGGGCUCGGCGGCCGAGAGGGCCGCGCUCAACGAGGUGUACGCACACGCCGCGCUCGGCAAACACGAGCAUCUAGUGAGAUACUACUCGGCGUGGGCGGAGGACGACCACAUGAUCAUACAGAAUGAGUACUGCGACGGAGGCUCGCUGCAGCAGAAGAUGGAGGCCGGGCCGCUGCCGGAGAGCGAGCUGCUGCUCAUCCUGGCGCACGUGGCGGACGGCCUGGCCUACAUACACUCGCAGCAGCUCGUGCACAUGGACGUCAAGCCUGGGAACAUCUUCAUCUGCACCGACAACGCCGCGGCCGUCGACUCCGACGACGGCUACGACGACGACGACCUGCCGCCCGCCACGCACAAGUAUAAGAUAGGUGACCUGGGCCACGUGACCUGCAUCUCCUCGCCCUCGGUGGAGGAGGGCGACUGCCGCUACCUGCCCAAGGAGGUGCUGCAGGAGGACUUCACGCAUCUCACCAAGGCUGAUAUAUUCGCGUUCGGUCUGACGUUGUUCGAGGCUGGCGGCGGCGGUCCCCUGCCCAAGAACGGUCCCCAGUGGCACGCCUACAGAGACGGACACCUGCCGGGGCUGCCGCAACUCUCCAGGGAGUUCAACCAGCUGCUCAAGAAAAUGGUGGACCCCGACCCCAGCCAGCGACCCUCGGCGGCCAGGCUCAGGAGACACGCGCUGCUCCACCCGGCGGGGAACAAGAGUAAGGCUCAGCUCAGGAGGGAGCUGGCGGCGGCGCGGCUCAAGAACGAACUGCUCACCAGGAAGCUACAGGAGGCGGCCAGGUGUAUCAAGUCCCUGACGCCCGGACUGUGCGGCGAGACCUCGCGGCCGCGCACACGAGCCGCCAGGAGGUCCGACGAGACGAGGCAGGACAGGAGGACGAACAUAGCAACGAAACAGAUAUCAAGACACAAAAAGUAAAGAGACGAACAUCCGGAAUAUAAGAAGAGGCAGGAGAUGGUGAUGAGAGAUGUAUCAUAAGAAUCAGAACUAUAAGGAACGCGGAGAUGACUUUUGGAUCUCCAACUGACUGUUAGGUUCAGUCAGGACUAAACACUCGGCCCCUGACUGUAAGGAGUGAGCCGCGUGAGCCGCGUGAGCCGCCCGCGAGAGAUAACUUGUAAGCUUCCAUUGUACCGUUGUGAUCCGUAGCGCUAAGUCCUAGGUGUAACUACGAUAACUUAUUGUAUGCAGCUUGUACGAAUAUUAAGAGUAGAAUAGAAAUGUAUUUAUUGAUAGUUGUUACACACACAUAUAUAUAUAUAUAUAUACACGCGACCCUAUUGUCCAUUAGUGAGGUCGUGUGUAGCGGACGCGAUGAGCUGAGGCCUCCCACGAGUGACCCUGACGAGGCUCAUGGCGAGGUGACGCGAAUCCUUAAACAUAAGCUUCCAUUUAUUAUUGUAAAUUUGUUAAUUCAUAGCAGCGGACGCGGCGCGAGUCGUGUGCGAGACUCGCCGCACGUUAAUUAUUAAGUUUAUAUUCUUGUUUCCUGUGACUGUGCCUUGUAAUGUAUAUC